UUUCUGUUUCUCUCUCCCAUGGCUUCUUCUUCUAUUUCCCAGGGUCUUGUUCUGACCACCGCUAUGCUUGUCUCCAGCACCGUUCUUUAUCUUGGUUUCCUCAGACAGAAGACUUUCCCUCUUCCCUAUCUUCCCGGCAAUUCAAAUUCAAAUUCCCAACACCCAAACAAGAAAGCUCUCCGUUCUUGCUUAUACUCAGAGGAAAAGAAAAGGGAAAGCAGGAUGAAGAAGAAGAAGACGAAGAGGGUGAAAUUCGCAGAUAAUGUGAAGGAAGAACCCGAAACCGAAACCAAGAAGAAGGAUCUCCGAGAAAAACAGGGGAAGCAAAGCAGAGCAUCGAGCAGUUGCAGAUACGAAAUCCCAGAGAUCCGACGAAUGCCAGAGAAUCGAAUCGCUUUGUACAACGGGAUUCUGAGAGAUCGAGUUCACAGGCUGGAAUACUCUUGCUGACGAUGAAGUCGUCGUCAUCAUCAUCGUCAUCUCAAGGCUUUCAGUUCUGGAUUCAUCGUCAAGAACUGAAGAUCGAGAUGCCAACAGGUACAGGAAACUCCAAGAGACGAACAAGACUUUGUCGUGUCCCUCUGUACGAAGCGUUUUCUUGCGUUUCGAUCGUUUAAUUUAGGAAUUAAUUAAUGAGUUGGUAGUAAUUUUCUGUUUGUGGAGAGGGAAGUUAUGAAAAAUCUGAGAGAAUUCGUGUGGCUGUAAAUAAAGAGAGAGAAUAGGGAGCUUGGGCCAACUCAAAGAGGUUUUCCUUUCAGCUGUCUUCAACCCUCAUGAUGGACAGAGUUCUGUAUCUCUUUCAAUUUGUGUUUGGAAUUACUUCUCUGUUCCUCCAC
Molecule: messenger RNA, 836 nt
Organism: Neltuma alba
Lineage: Eukaryota; Viridiplantae; Streptophyta; Magnoliopsida; Fabales; Fabaceae
Exons: 2
Coding region: 19-450 (143 amino acids)
Source: RefSeq, a predicted model, not a curated record